Molecule: messenger RNA, 1825 nt
Organism: Betta splendens (Siamese fighting fish)
Lineage: Eukaryota; Metazoa; Chordata; Actinopteri; Anabantiformes; Osphronemidae
Gene: farsa
Product: phenylalanyl-tRNA synthetase subunit alpha
Exons: 14
Coding region: 39-1655 (538 amino acids)
Biological process (GO): phenylalanyl-tRNA aminoacylation
Cellular component (GO): cytoplasm; phenylalanine-tRNA ligase complex; cytosol
Molecular function (GO): ATP binding; phenylalanine-tRNA ligase activity; tRNA binding
Source: RefSeq, a predicted model, not a curated record
CACUUCCGCUUUCUUUUCGGCCGUGCGAAGACUCCAGCAUGGGGGACGCCGGUGUUGUGGAGAGGUUUCUCCAGUGGCUUGAGAAGGCGGACGACGGCGUGGACAGCCGGGACGUGGCGAGCGGCCUCGGGGAGGAGCACCAGGUUGUGGUCGGCGCCGUGAAGAGUCUGCAGGCUGCCGGAGAUGUCAUCGUAGCUGAUUUGCGCAGCUCCAAGCAUUGGGAGCUGACGGAGGAGGGCACGGAGAUCGCUGAGCAGGGCAGCCACGAGGCCCGGGUCUUCAGCGCUGUCCCUUUGGAGGGUCUGGCUCAGACUGAGCUCAUGAAACUGUCCUUUGGGAAGAUCGGCUUUAGCAAAGCCAUGUCCAACAAGUGGAUCCGAGUGGACAAGGCACACGAAGGCGGGCCAAGGAUUUUCAGGACUGUGGAGGUUGUGGAGGACCAGGUCCGACAGAAACUGCUUCUGGUUCAAAAAGGAGACGCCUCUCAGCUGGACGAGAAAGAAAGGAAUGAGCUGAAGAAAAGGAAGCUGCUGUUGGAAGUGACGGUGAAGUCUUACUGGAUCACCAAGGGCAGCUCCUUCAGCACCACCCUCACCAAACAGGAGACGGAGCUCACGCCCGACAUGAUCGCCACCUGCCCGUCAGUGGCAGCGUGCAGGGUCCCAGACCCAGGACACAGAGCAGGCUCUGCUCAUGAAAGGGGACAAGGCCAAAGACUAGGACUUGGUCCUAAAGGCAGCGCAGGACACGGCUACAGAGGCAGCUGGAAGGAGAAGAAGUUUAAACCCUACAACUUCGAGGCCAUGGGCGUAGCCCCCGACUGUGGCCACCUGCAUCCGCUCAUGAAGGUGCGAACACAGUUCAGGCAGAUCUUCCUGGAGAUGGGCUUCACUGAGAUGCCGACCAACAACUUCAUAGAAAGCUCCUUCUGGAACUUUGACUCCCUGUUCCAGCCCCAGCAGCACCCGGCCAGGGACCAGCAUGACACCUUCUUCCUGUCCGAUCCGGCACUGGCCCACGAGUUCCCGCAGGAAUACCUGGAGAGAGUGAGGCGGGUCCACUCUGAGGGAGGCUUUGGGUCACAAGGGUACAAGUACGACUGGAAGAUAGAAGAAGCCCAGAAGAACAUUCUGCGAACUCACACCACAGCUGUCAGCGCGCGCAUGCUCUAUAAACUGGCCCAGCAGGAGAAGUUCACUCCAGUCAAGUACUUCUCCAUCGACCGCGUGUUCAGGAACGAGACGCUGGACGCCACCCACCUGGCUGAGUUCCACCAGAUAGAGGGCGUGGUGGCCGACUACGGCCUGACACUGGGAGACCUGGUGGGAGUCCUGCACCAGUUCUUCACCAAACUAGGAACCACCAAGCUGCGCUUUAAGCCAGCCUACAACCCGUACACCGAGCCCAGCAUGGAGGUGUUCAGCUACCACGAAGGACUAAAAAAGUGGGUAGAAGUUGGAAACUCAGGUGUGUUCAGACCAGAGAUGCUGCUGCCCAUGGGCCUCCCUGAGGACGUGUCCGUCAUCGCCUGGGGUCUGUCUCUGGAAAGGCCCACCAUGAUUAAAUACGGCAUCAACAACAUCAGGGAACUGGUGGGACAUAAGGUGAACCUGCAGAUGGUCUACGACAGCCCCAUAUGUCAGCUGGACUCAUGAGGCCUCCAGCGUUUUCACUGCUGUUAAUUUGGAGCCACUUGCUCUUUGCCCUGCGACGCUGCAUCUGCUGGCCACAGCUGGAUCGCAGCCACGGGUUCUGGGGGUCCCACAUGCUGUUGAACGAGCUUUCUAACCAAAGGCAAAUAAACAGAUUUUGGAAGAAAGUUCAA